Messenger RNA from Syzygium oleosum, 2320 nucleotides. Its product is annotated as serine/threonine/tyrosine-protein kinase HT1. Gene Ontology annotation, molecular function: ATP binding; protein kinase activity. The record is from RefSeq and is a predicted model, not a curated record. Gene Ontology annotation, biological process: protein phosphorylation. The transcript is spliced from 4 exons. NCBI's taxonomy places the organism in Eukaryota, Viridiplantae, Streptophyta, Magnoliopsida, Myrtales, Myrtaceae. Bases 574 to 2043 code for a protein of 489 amino acids.
CGAAGAAUAUCCGGGUCUCUGUCCCCCACCCCAACCGCACCACCGUCCCGCGGUCGUCCCUCUCCAACGCCACCUCCUCUCCCUCUCUCUCUCCCUCUCCCUCUCUCUCUUCCCCUUUUUUUCUUCCUCUCUUUUGCUAAAUAAAGCAAAUCCGAAGGUACCCAUUUGCCCCUUUGUCUCUCUCUCGAUCUCUCCCUGUCUCUCUCUGGAUCGAGUCUCCUUCAAGACCCAACCGCGCUCGCUCCCGCAAGCGUCUCUGGGCGCGGGGGGGCGGCGGCGGCUGCGGCGGCGGCCGGCGGUCAACUGUGCCGGGCGGUCCUUGAACCGGGGAAUCUUUUCUCCCUGCUCGAUCGCGGUGCUUGGUGGGUCUGUUUCGGGUUUGGACAGAGAGCUGGUGUUCCUGGUUUGAUGGGAUUGAAGAAAUUUAGUCCUUGGUCUUUAAUUCCUGUAGAGUUGCGCGAGUAUAAACCUCUUGGUUAUAAGAAUUGCUUAAAGCUGAAAAAGGUGAAGAAGAUCAAGGACAUGAUCACAUAUGAAGUGUUCUAGUAUUUUUAUGAUAUAAAUUGUUAGAAAAUGGAUGAGGAGGCUAAUUCCUGGAUAAGGAGAACAAAAUUCUCACAGACAGUUUGUUAUAGGCUAGAUUCUUCAAGAUUGGUCUCGAUUCCCUUUACAAUUGAAGCAAAUCGGAAUCCUGGACUUAAGUCAUGGCCAGCUAUAGCGGUCUCAAGCCAGAAGCCCAGUUCUAGUAGUUCACAGAUUCGAAGAAAUCCAGUUACAAAUAAACAGAGAUCUUUAUCCCCACAUCCAAAGACGGUCCUAUCUGAUGUGUUUAAGGAAGCACGCUCUGACAAAAAGAGAUUUUCAACUCCCUUGCCACAGAGGAGAGAAGCUGAGAAGGGUAUUAGGAGAAAACCCUUGCAUAGGGAAUCCCAUGAAUCCAAGGCUCGGAAUUCCGAUUCAUCAUCAAAUAGUAGCCCAUUGAGGCAUUUUGCUUCAAUGAAACGCAAUGACAAAGUUAAAAGCAGGAAGGAUUCUGCCUGGACUAAAUACUUUGAUCAUUCUGGGGGAAGGGUUAUGGCUGUUGAUGGAACAGAUGAAUGGGUUGUGGAUAUGUCUAAACUAUUACUUGGUCUCAGAUUUGCCCAUGGCGCACAUAGUCGGCUUUAUCAUGGGAUAUACAAGGAUGAACCUGUUGCUGUAAAGAUUAUUAGGGUUCCAGAUGAUGACGAAAAUGAAGUCUUGGCUACAAGAUUGGAAAAACAAUUCACUAGGGAAGUAACUCUUUUAUCCCGUCUUCACCAUCAGAAUGUUAUAAAGUUUGUUGCCGCAUGCAAGAAGCCACCAGUUUAUUGCAUCAUUACGGAAUAUCUAUCAGAAGGUUCUUUGAGGGCUCACUUGCAUAAGCUUGAAGACAAAUCAAUACCCAUGCAAAAGCUUAUUACAACAGCUCUUGAGGUUGCUCGUGGAAUGGAGUAUGUUCAUUCACAAGGGGUCAUUCAUCGCGACCUCAAACCAGAGAAUAUCCUAAUCGAUCAGGACUUCCACCUGAAAAUUGCUGAUUUUGGCAUUGCUUGUGAUGAGGCUUACUGUGAUACUUUAGCUGAUGACCCAGGAACUUACCGGUGGAUGGCCCCUGAAAUGAUCAAACGCAAAUCUUAUGGGCGAAAGGUUGAUGUUUAUAGUUUUGGUCUUAUAUUAUGGGAAAUGGUGGCUGGCGUAAUCCCAUAUGAAGACAUGACUCCCAUACAAGCUGCUUUUGCGGUGGUUAAUAAGAAUCUGAGACCAGUAAUCCCCAAGGAUUGCCCACUGGCUCUGCAUGAUCUCAUUGAGCAGUGCUGGUCCUUGCAACCAGAGAAGAGGCCCGAGUUCUGGCAGAUUGUCAGAGUAUUGGAACAGUUUGAGGUUUCGCUUGCUCGUGAUGGAACACUAAAUCUGGUGGAGAACAUGACUUUCCAAGACAAGAAAGGGUUGCGUCAUUGGAUCCAAAAGCUUGGUCCGCUGCACCAUAAUAGUUCAUCCGCCUCUAAACCAAAGUUCACAUGACUCUUCUGAGCUUGCCUAGGACUCGAUUCACGUGAAUUCGACUCCUAAGGCUUCAAGAAUUAUACUGAACUCCAUCCAGAAUGAAGUCUGCUUGAACCCCUUUGAUGGCAGUGCAGAUUCACUUGUAGAUCGAUGGGUAGACUCGUGCGCAUGUAUCAAAGUGUAAAGGCCCUUCCUGUAGAUGUUAUAGGUAUGUAUGAUUGGAUCAUUGGUGUUGGAAAAAUGCUGACAUAUAAAUUUAUCUUGGCGAUUUUUAAAGCAGUAGAUGUUUGUCGGA